Messenger RNA from Botrytis sinoallii, 2807 nucleotides. RefSeq lists its product as uncharacterized. Gene Ontology annotation, cellular component: nucleus. The coding region runs from base 210 to 2351 and encodes 713 amino acids. The record is from RefSeq and is a predicted model, not a curated record. Gene Ontology annotation, molecular function: zinc ion binding; DNA-binding transcription factor activity, RNA polymerase II-specific; DNA binding. The transcript has 4 exons. Lineage: Eukaryota; Fungi; Ascomycota; Leotiomycetes; Helotiales; Sclerotiniaceae. Gene Ontology annotation, biological process: DNA-templated transcription; regulation of DNA-templated transcription.
CAAUGACGUUGCUGCUGUCAGAUAUAUUCGUCGUAAGCGCCGAGAUCGCUCUUAAUCUUAUCGUCCGUGCUAUCCAUGCCUUCACGUAAACAACUUACAUCGCUUUUCCAUAGUAUUUUCUCAUCAAAAUCACUGCCUAGAUACUAAUCAGAAUUUUAUCGGUUUGUAUCACAAACAAUUCAUCCCCACUUCAACUCAACUUAAUUUUAAUGUCAAUGAUAACUUCACCUCCCUCCAAUUCUUCAAAUCCUCGACGCAGGAAACGUAAAGAUCAAGCCUGUGAACCUUGUCGAAAGGCCAAAACACGCUGUGAUCAUACAACUCCCAUUUGUUUGAGGUGUCAACGAAAAGGUGCCGCGGCAAAUUGUAUAUAUGUACCUUCGCAUCCACCAGUGCAUCCUCCGAGUCAUGGCCCUUCCUCUGAACACUCGAUAUCCAAUCCUUCUCAUCCCGUUAGAGAUAUCACAAACGACUCCUUAGUAUCGCCGCAAACUUCUGGAUCUAUUGAUUCACUGAUAGAUCAUGCUGCAGCAUCAAGAAAAGUUCCUGGGUUCUAUGGUCCCACGAGUUUUUCAGCUCCGUUUCUUGAUAACGAAAAUGGCCUCGUGUCGGAUGUCGAUGAUGAGGGAGAAUGUACAUUUUCUGCAGGUUCGAUAACGACGCCCCCCACGUUAGCUAUAGUCACGAAUGGUCAACAAACUGCGGAAAUAUCUUUGGGAAUGAGAAUUUUGAGUCAACUCCCUGACCAAAUUACUUGUGAGUCACUCAUGGAAAAUUAUACUUUGAAAUCAAUAGAGUAUGCUUUCCACAAGCCUACUAUCCUACACUGUAUGAAAUCCCUAUGGUCCACAUUCGGUCAAAGUCUACGACAUCCGAGGAGGCCAGAGAGACUCAGAGAGGUAGCUUACUUGUUGAGCAAAAAUACCAGCACAGAAUUCCCUGACGCUGAGGAUGGAGAUGCUUGGUUAUCCUCAAUGUCAGGUGUGAACUUUAGGUGGGAGAUUCUGGGUAUACUAUUCUGUGUACUGGGGCAUCGGGCUGCUGGGAUGCGAGACAAGGAACAAGAAUCCUUUUUUGAAACACAGUCAGGUAGACGAAAGGAGAGGCUUGUUUUUACUGAAGAAAUGUACGAGUGUGCUGAGGACUGCGUAGAAAUAUGUAGUAAGAUGGAUAUCGGUAACAUUCUUAUGCUGAGUUUAUUGUGGAAAACAAACACACUUCAGAGUGAGAUCAUAGGAGAUAUGUCCUUCAAAUUAUGGAGAAGACAGGGCGACAAAGUUCAUCUUGCUACAGCUCUAGGCCUUCACCACUGUGCCAUUUGCCCUGAUGCAGGAGUUACGACUUCGCUGGAGAUCAAGAGACGCAUAUUCUCUGCUAUAUUUGUCAACGAUAAAACGUUGUCGAUUUUCACUGGUAGGCCUCCUGGCUUGAGCCGUCGCUAUAAUUCAUGCCCAUUACCACUUGAUCUCGAAGACGAGAUUCUUCUGGCUGGGAAGGAGACCCUUCAAGAAGCAGCGAGUAAGCUGGAUGAGAAUGGUUGGAACAGAGAGGGUAACAUAUAUUCUUCCUCGAGAAUUCGAGCAUCGAUGAUGUAUGGUGAAAUCAUAGAUGAAAUAUUGGAGAUUUCACUCGGGACUAUCAACCAAUUCUCCGAGGCUCGUAUAAUGGACCUGCGAAAGCGGAACGAGAAUAUUCAAGAGCGGCUUCCACCGUGGCUUCGUCUUUCAAGCUCUACUCCGACUAAUUCAUCUACAACUACUCAUUGGAUACAGAUUGCACUCAAAUUCAAUUGUCUUCAGUGCUCAUUUAUUUUGGAACAAGUUUUCGUCAGAAAAAUAAAGGGUGACAAGCAGCCACUGCUUGACAUUUCGAGACAACUCUUGGCGCUAACCGUUUCGAUGUGGACUUCCAAAGAUCGCUUUCUGACCUAUUAUUCCGACUACGACUGGGUUAUCAUGUGCUACGGGAUUCCAUCAGCAGGCGUCAUCUGCGUUGAACUCAUCAAAGAGAUGGAAAAUCCUGCAGCCCAGCCGACCUAUUACCUGCCUCGAUCAGAAGUAAUCCAAAACCUUAGUCUAUUAGUCGGCUUCCUAGAUUGGGUAAGACCGACAGCCGCGAAUCAUGAAUUAUGUGGAAGAAUGCGUCAAAUAGUCAAGAGGACCUUGGAUAAGAUUCUUGAUCCUCCUAAAAUUGCCAAUACUCCCAAAGCGUCUACUUCUACCACAGUUCCAUUAUCAGAUCUUAAUGUCGAACCGAUGGUCAUGGAUGACUUGGACUGGCUGGAUACUAUUGAUUGGGCAAAAGGACCAUUUAUGGACUUGCGAAUGGAGGGAUAUAAUGAAUUCUCUUGACUCGCGGAAUAAAAUAGUCUGGGCCGAAUUUUGUCUUUUUUAAUGCCAAUAAAACCCUGUUUAAUUUUGCAAUUCAAAGAUCUUCGAGCAUUUUUAAAUGAUGAUGUAUUUAUUGUUUUAGCGUCUCUUGUAUUACUGGUGGGUUGGAGAGGAGCAAUGUGGAUCACAAGAAAUACAUGGAAAAUUCUUCAGCAGAAGUUUUAAUAAUCCAACCAGAAAGGUUGCUUAAUGUAUCGGAAUGUUAUCACGCCCAAAAUCAUUUCUCAUGAAGUGGCCUGAAAUGAAUGAUAGCUUUGAACAAUUUAUCAAGAGAUAGCGAUUCAUAAAACCUUUGUCGUUGAAAGCUGCCAAAGAGAAAACUGUGGGGGAGGGGGGUUCUAGAAUGAGUUUGGACUAGCAUGUACUAGCAAGUACUAAUAAUAGUACUAGUCAUCGAAAGCUCGGCUCUAAAGUCGA